AAAAUUGAGUGUAAAUACCUCUUAAUAAGAAACGCAUUUUUUGAAUUGUGUAUCAAAUAAAAGAAGAAAAAUAAUGAGUUUAGUAAUUAAACAAGGAAACUGUUGUUUAAUAGAUCACUGGGAAUUUAUAGCUAAAUUAUAUAAGGAUGUUUUAUUUGAAGAAAAUUACCAAUCGUAUACGUUAUCAGCCAAACUCUUUUCGAUUACUUCUGAAGUUCGUACUAGGAAACGAAAAAAAGUUUACGAGGAAUUAAGUAUAGAGACUUCCAAGAUUAAAAGAAUGUAUGAAGAAUUUAUAGCAAAAGUGCCAAAUUCAAUAAAAGAGAGAAUUUCACAAAAAUACAAUAUUUUGGAUACAUCGUCAGUAAGAGACUUUUCGGCAUCAUUAUUUCAGUCAACAAUUUUUGAUCAUCACAGUAUAAACGGUGGUAGCACGUCCGACAUACCGUUAAAAUGUAAAAUACAAAAUGAAUACUUUCUGAUACCACCAAAUUCAAGGUUUUAUUAUGGCUCUGUAAAUGAAGAAUGUCAUAAACUUGACAAUGGUAUAUUUGAUCUUGUGAUCGCUGAUCCUCCAUGGUGGAAUAGAUAUAUCAGAAGAUUGAAAAAUGCCAAUGAACAGCUAAGUUACGAGAUGAUGUACAAUGAGGACAUAGCAGCGAUACCGUUGUCAAAUCUUUUAUCAUCGAAUUGUCUCGUGGCCGUCUGGUGUACGAAUUCCCCUGCAAACAUACAGGCGGUCAAGAACUUGAUAUUCCGCAACUGGGGCGUGCGGUACGUCGCCUCGUGGCACUGGUUGAAGGUGGCGGUGGACCUGUCGCCAAUCUGCCCCUUCGGAACGGGCUCCACGAAACAGCCCUACGAAAUGCUGAUCAUAGGUAAAGUCGGUAGCGUUGCACCCAUACCGGACGGUCAGUUAAUAGUCAGCAUUCCGAGCGCCCUGCAUUCUCACAAACCUCCUUUGUUGGAUCUGCUCAAGCCGUACAUAAACAAGGAGCAGCCGCGGAUAUUAGAAUUAUUCGCGCGAUACUUGUUACCCGACACGACGAGCGUCGGUUACGAGCCGUUGAAAUGGCAACACAUAUCCUUGUACGAGACGGUGGACAUCUCGGAGUGAAGGAGAGAUGGAAAGAGUUUGGAGGAAUCGACGAAAGAGAAGAUAUUUGAAGAAAGAGAAGAAAGAAGAAAGAGAAUUGUUCGGGAGACCAACGGUCCGGAUACUGUGAUUUGAAACUUAUACAUAUGCAAACUAAUUUUAGAAGACUGUCGCGAUUCUGGCUUCUGUUAUAUAUCUUCUGUUCUACAAUGGUCAUCGCUACAUAUAAGUCUAUUUUAGGUCUCCGUUCAUAAAAAAAAAUUUAUUGCCCUUGUAGGCAGACGAGCCCACCGGAUGGUGAGUGGUUACCGUCG
This is a messenger RNA of Bombyx mandarina (wild silkworm), 1410 nucleotides long. RefSeq names its product Methyltransferase like 4 (gene Mettl4). The record is from RefSeq and is a predicted model, not a curated record. Gene Ontology annotation, biological process: methylation. Gene Ontology annotation, cellular component: nucleus. NCBI's taxonomy places the organism in Eukaryota, Metazoa, Arthropoda, Insecta, Lepidoptera, Bombycidae. Gene Ontology annotation, molecular function: methyltransferase activity; nucleic acid binding.